GUGCCGUAACAGGCAGCAUGUCCUACCAGGUCCUUGUUGUUGUUUGUAGGUGAUAUUGCUGUUAGAACGAGUACGACAGAUUUAGACUGAACUGUAGAGGCAUUACAGUAACCCGCGUCGUUAUUCAACUGGGAAAAAAGACGACGCCCUUCGUAGCCCCUCUGUGGUCGCAUGGAUUUCUACUUUUAACGUUAGCUGAGGCCUAGCCGUUAGCUAACGUGACAUUUCACCGAGGUGUGCUGGGAAACUUCUCAGGUGACACAGCCUUUCUACUGGUAAGUGUCCACUGGAAGAAUAAGCUCCACCAUCACAAUGACAGCUCAGGAAGGAGAGGGAUGGGGAGGCACUAAUCUGUCGCCUCACCUGCACACGGAUGAGUGCAAUGAACUAAUAACUCAACUAAGGCAGUGCCACAAAGAGCACAAUGUCCUGAAGUUCUUUGGCACGUGUAAUGAUGUGGACCGUGCUAUGCGUCAGUGCCUGAAGAAAGAGAGGCUGGAAAAGCGGGAGCGGAGCAAGCAGCAUGCACAAGAGAUGAAGAAGAGGCUGAAAGAAAGGCCCAAGGAGCAUGUCUGAAGGACAUUUUACUUCAACUUUACCACUGGCACUGGAAGUAUUCAGAUAUUGGGACAUUGGAUAAAGCAUGACACUGAGUAACAUGCCUCUCCUGCUGUUUUUGUGUAAGGACAGAGGAAGGGUUCUAACUCUGUCUCAUUGUAAAUUCAGAGGAGUGUGGGUUAUAUCUGCAAUGAUAGGUCCAAGUAUAAUUCAGUAAUAUACAUCCGCUGGGUUAAAAAGUUAUUACUGGAUAUUAUUGCUAUUAUUAUUUUGAUAUGCGUUGGGAGAAACACGAGUAAGAAGAAAGCUUAUUUAAAUGUUGCAUGAGAGAGCCUACACCAGCAAUGAUAAACCUGGUUAAGAUGUACAGCUUAGUUUUAUCUUUACUAUGUAAUGAACCCUCCUAACUAAAACUUUCUGUGUUAUCAGAUCAUUAUGGGUCAACACUAAAACAACAACAACAUCUAGUACUCUGGAUUAAAACUUGCUGUCAGGGAUCCUCAUUUAUUUCCCCAGUAUUAGCAGUACUCUACCACUCCAUCAGAGAGAUUAGUGCAGCCAGUGGCAGAAUGAUGUCAUCCAACCAUUAUUUUAGUUAGUAGGACAUCUCAGGAAUAUUCUGGUACAUGAAAACAGGGAGAGUCCAUUUCAGGGUAUAAAAGAUGCAUGUACACAUUUGAACCAGUGGCAGGGGCACUCUCAAUGCCAUUACAUAUACAUACUGACCAUAUUCAUUGCUGUUUGAAAGGUUACUUGAAAGGGGAAUCAUACUGAUUCAUGAGAAGUUUAAUUCCUUUCAAAUAAAGUUAAAUGAUCAGUUCA
Messenger RNA from Toxotes jaculatrix (banded archerfish), 1380 nucleotides. It is a transcript of the gene cmc2, whose product is annotated as C-x(9)-C motif containing 2. The record is from RefSeq and is a predicted model, not a curated record. The coding region runs from base 313 to 576 and encodes 87 amino acids. Gene Ontology annotation, cellular component: mitochondrion. The transcript has 5 exons. Lineage: Eukaryota; Metazoa; Chordata; Actinopteri; Toxotidae.